CCUGCAGACUGAACAGGCUGCAGCCGGUCUGUUCUGAACAUAGCAACGUUUCCUCCUUAUCCUCGCAAUUCCUUUGUUUUUGGGUGGAGAAAGGCGGCAGGGUGGGUGGGGGAGAGAGAGAGAAUAACUGCAUUUAAUAAGCAAGAGAAGGGAAGACUGGAAUGGAGAGAUGUGAGGAGAACAGAGCAUAUCAUGUGCUUUUUAGCAGAGGCUGUUGCAGCGGCAAGUCAUUAAGCCAGACUGCACCAUUUUCUUCCCACCCUGUAACGAGGUGGUGCUGGUAGCUGCAAGGAGCUGUCCACCCCUACCCACCCACUUCUAAGGAUUGUACAGAAGUGGCUCCAUCCUGGCUCUCUAUCCAGCAUAUGCAGCCCACCUGGAGGAAUCCCAAGAGACCUUUCCAGCUGGUCAAAUUUGUGCAUAGGAUGAAUUUUCUUCAGCCGUCACAGGAAAUCUAAAGUGCUUCCUGCUUUUCAGUGAGGCUUCUUCUCCAUAGCUCUCUGUGCUGCUGUGUGCAUGUUCCUUCCUACAUGUGUGCGGGGGGAGCAAGGGGGGGAGACUUAAAAAUCAGGAUAUGCCUAUCUUGUGCUGAAUUAUGGAUGCUGCAGAGGCUGGAUCACAGCUGUGACCUAUCAGAGGGUGCCUGAGGAGGAGGGGGAAAGAGGAAGAGCGGGAGAAGAGGAUUGCCCUGUGGAUUUCUGCCUUCCAGCAUCACCUCCUCUGUGCCCUUGCGAGAUAAACAAAUCGCCUGGAUCUCAGUGUGGUGGGAACCGACUCCUCUGAGCAGGUGCUCCCCUCUGCAAAAUGGCUCAUGCCGCUGCUUCUAUUAAAAAAGUUCGGGAGGCUGAACUCGAUGAAAGGGAGAAGGAGAAAGAGAAGGAGAGAAAAAGGCAAAGGAAAAUCUCUAGGGAAAACCGGAAGCGCAAGUCUGACAGCAAUGCAAGCUUCCUCAGAGCUGCCAGGGCUGGCAAUCUGGACAAAGUUGUGGAAUAUCUGAAGGGAGGAAUAGACAUCAAUACAUGUAAUCAGAAUGGACUCAAUGCUCUACACCUGGCUGCCAAAGAAGGCCACGUGGGGCUGGUUCAGGAAUUGCUGGAAAGAGGUUCUGCAGUGGACUCUGCUACUAAGAAAGGCAAUACUGCAUUGCAUAUUGCAUCCUUGGCUGGGCAGGCUGAAGUUGUCAAAGUUCUAGUGAAGGAAGGAGCCAAUAUUAAUGCACAAUCUCAGAAUGGCUUCACUCCUUUAUACAUGGCAGCUCAAGAGAACCACAUUGAAGUAGUGAAAUAUCUUCUUGAAAAUGGAGCCAACCAGAGCACUGCUACUGAGGACGGCUUCACUCCAUUAGCGGUUGCAUUGCAGCAAGGACACAAUCAGGCAGUAGCCAUCCUUCUAGAAAACGACACUAAAGGGAAAGUCCGGUUGCCGGCAUUGCACAUUGCUGCCAGGAAAGAUGACACCAAAUCAGCGGCUCUUCUGCUCCAGAAUGAUCACAAUGCUGAUGUUCAAUCUAAGAUGAUGGUGAAUAGGACAACUGAGAGUGGAUUCACACCUUUGCACAUAGCAGCACACUAUGGAAAUGUUAAUGUAGCAACACUUCUGCUCAACCGAGGAGCCGUUGUAGACUUCACAGCAAGGAAUGGAAUCACCCCACUGCAUGUGGCUUCCAAAAGGGGAAACACAAACAUGGUGAAGCUCUUGUUGGAUCGUGGAGGGCAGAUCGAUGCCAAAACUAGGGAUGGACUGACUCCACUCCACUGCGCUGCACGAAGUGGACACGACCAGGUUGUAGAACUGCUCCUAGAACGAGGUGCUCCACUGCUUGCCAGGACCAAGAAUGGACUCUCUCCGCUUCAUAUGGCUGCCCAAGGUGACCACGUGGAGUGUGUCAAACACCUACUGCAGCACAAAGCUCCUGUCGAUGAUGUCACGCUGGAUUACUUGACUGCCCUCCAUGUUGCUGCACACUGUGGCCACUAUCGCGUCACCAAACUUCUGCUGGACAAGAGAGCAAAUCCAAAUGCUCGUGCUCUGAAUGGUUUUACUCCACUGCACAUUGCUUGCAAGAAAAAUCGCAUUAAAGUCAUGGAACUGCUGGUGAAAUACGGGGCUUCUAUCCAAGCUAUAACAGAGUCGGGCCUUACACCAAUACACGUGGCUGCAUUUAUGGGCCAUUUGAACAUAGUUCUCCUUCUGCUGCAGAAUGGAGCCUCUCCAGAUGUCACUAACAUUCGUGGUGAGACUGCAUUACAUAUGGCUGCUCGUGCAGGACAGGUGGAAGUGGUGCGCUGCCUCCUAAGGAAUGGUGCACUAGUUGACGCCCGAGCAAGGGAGGAACAGACUCCAUUGCAUAUUGCCUCUCGCUUGGGUAAAACAGAAAUUGUCCAGCUGUUGCUGCAACACAUGGCACACCCAGAUGCGGCAACUACUAAUGGGUAUACACCGCUGCACAUCUCUGCCCGAGAAGGUCAAGUUGAUGUAGCAUCAGUUCUUUUGGAAGCAGGUGCAGCACACUCUUUGGCUACCAAGAAAGGAUUCACACCACUGCAUGUGGCAGCUAAAUAUGGAAGCAUUGAUGUGGCAAAACUCCUGCUGCAGCGCCGUGCAUCUCCUGAUUCAUCAGGAAAGAAUGGCCUCACCCCUCUCCAUGUUGCUGCUCAUUACGACAACCAGAAGGUGGCCCUACUGUUGCUGGAGAAAGGUUCUUCUCCCCAUGCUACUGCCAAGAAUGGAUAUACCCCUCUACAUAUUGCUGCUAAGAAGAAUCAGAUGCAAAUAGCCACAACCCUGCUGAACUAUGGAGCAGAGACCAAUAUUUUGACCAAACAAGGAGUGACUCCACUUCACCUGGCCUCUCAGGAAGGUCAUGCUGACCUGGUGAACUUACUUUUGGAGAAAGGAGCUAAUAUCCACGUGGCCACAAAGAGUGGGUUGACAUCUUUACAUUUGGCAGCUCAAGAAGAUAAAGUGAAUGUAGCAGAUAUGCUGAUAAAACAUGGGGCAAACAAAGAUGCCCAGACUAAGCUGGGUUACAGUCCAUUAAUAGUGGCUUGUCACUAUGGGAACAUCAAGAUGGUCAACUUUCUCCUGAAGCAGGGAGCUAACGUCAAUGCAAAGACAAAGAAUGGUUACACUCCUCUGCAUCAAGCUGCUCAGCAAGGUCACACACACAUCAUCAAUGUUCUUCUCCAACAUGGGGCCAAGCCAAAUGCAAUCACUGCGAAUGGCAACACUGCUUUAGCAAUUGCUAAGCGUCUGGGAUAUAUCUCGGUGGUUGAUACAUUAAAGGUUGUAACCGAGGAAGUGAUUACCACCACAACUACUGUAACUGAGAAACACAAGCUCAAUGUACCUGAAACUAUGACUGAAGUCUUGGAUGUGUCUGAUGAGGAAGCUUUUAAACACUCUGACUAUGAUCAUUUCACUGAUGAGGAUGCGUUUAGUGAUGCAGGUGAUGACACUAUGACAGGAGAUGGGGGAGAAUAUCUUAGAGCGGAAGAUCUGAAAGAAUUAGGUGACGAUUCCUUACCCAGCAGCCAGUUCUUAGAUGGUAUGAACUACCUGAGGUACAGCCUGGAAGGAGGCCGAUCUGACAGCACUAUGCCCAGCCUACGAUCCUUCAGUUCAGACAGGUCCCAUACGCUGAGCCACACCUCCUACUUGAGAGACAGCGCCAUGAUUGAUGACACGGUUGUUAUCCCCAGCCACCAGGUAUCCACAUUGGCCAAAGAAGGUGAGAGAAAUUCAUAUCGCUUAAGCUGGAGCCCUGACAACCUGGACAAUGUCACUCUUUCCUCUAGCCCCGUUCAUUCUGGCUGCCUGUCUUCCAAAAAGGAGAUUGGAUCACUGCUAACAAGCCACUCAUCUCCAUGUUUUGACCAUGACAACAGCAGUUUCCUCGUCAGUUUUAUGGUGGAUGCUCGAGGUGGUGCUAUGCGGGGUUGCAGACACAAUGGACUUCGAAUAAUUAUUCCACCCCGGAAGUGCACUGCUCCAACACGAGUUACUUGCCGGUUGGUCAAACGUCAUAGACUGGCCACAAUGCCUCCAAUGGUGGAAGGAGAAGGUCUGGCUAGCCGUUUAAUUGAAGUUGGGCCUUCUGGUGCUCAGUUUCUUGGUAAACUUCACCUGCCUACGGCUCCUCCCCCACUUAAUGAGGGAGAAAGUUUGGUCAGCCGAAUCCUUCAGCUGGGGCCUCCAGGGACCAAAUUUCUUGGGCCUGUGAUUGUCGAGAUUCCUCACUUUGCGGCUUUACGUGGUAAAGAAAGGGAGCUGGUGAUCCUGCGCAGUGAGAAUGGAGACAACUGGAAGGAGCAUUUCUGUGAAUUUACAGAGGAUGAGCUGAAUGAAAUCCUAAACGGGAUGGAUGAAGUCCUUGACACACCAGAGGAGCUGGAGAAGAAACGCAUUUGUCGUAUCAUCACUCGGGACUUCCCACAGUACUUUGCAGUGGUGUCCCGGGUCAAACAAGAUAGUAACCUCAUUGGACCCGAGGGUGGUGUCCUAAGCAGUACAGUAGUACCACAAGUACAGGCUGUCUUUCCAGAGGGAGCACUAACCAAGCGAAUUCGUGUUGGUCUGCAGGCUCAACCUAUGCACAAUGAGCUUGUAAAGAAGAUUUUGGGCAACAAAGCCACAUUCAGCCCUAUUGUCACAUUGGAACCCAGGAGAAGAAAAUUCCAUAAGCCAAUAACAAUGACUAUUCCUGUUCCUAAAGCCUCUAGUGAUCUGAUGAUUAAUGGAUAUGGGGGUGAUACACCUACUCUAAGACUACUAUGCAGCAUAACAGGUGGAACAACACCUGCUCAGUGGGAAGACAUCACAGGAACAACACCAUUAACUUUUGUCAAUGAAUGCGUUUCCUUCACCACAAACGUAUCUGCCAGGUUUUGGUUGAUAGACUGUCGACAGAUACAGGAAUCUGUUACGUUUGCUUCCCAAGUAUACAGAGAGAUUAUCUGUGUGCCCUACAUGGCCAAAUUUGUAGUGUUUGCCAAAUCACAUGAUCCUAUAGAAGCCCGACUAAGAUGUUUCUGCAUGACGGAUGAUAAAGUGGAUAAAACGCUAGAACAGCAAGAAAACUUUGCUGAAGUUGCCCGAAGCAGAGAUGUAGAGGUAUUAGAAGGAAAGCCCAUCUACGUGGACUGCUUUGGGAAUCUAGUACCACUAACGAAGAGUGGCCAACAUCACAUAUUCAGUUUUUAUGCCUUCAAAGAAAAUAGACUUCCAUUGUUUGUCAAGGUCCGAGACACAACACAAGAACCUUGUGGGCGCUUGUCGUUUAUGAAGGAGCCUAAAUCUUCUAGAGGCCUCGUACAUCAAGCCAUCUGCAAUCUGAAUAUCACAUUGCCAAAUUACACAAAGGAAUCAGAAUCAGAUCAAGAACAGGAAGAGGAGACUGACAUGACAUCAGAAAAACAUGAUGAUGAAACAGAAUCUACAGAAACAUCUGUCCUGAAAAGUCACCUUGUCAAUGAAGUCCCUGUCCUAGCCAGCCCAGACUUGCUAUCUGAAGUCUCUGAGAUGAAACAAGAUUUGAUUAAAAUGACUGCCAUCUUGACCACAGACUCAGCUGAAAAGUCAGGCUCCAUUAAGGUGAAGGACCUUGUGAAAGCUGCCGAUGAAGAGCCCGGAGAACCAUUUGAGAUUGUGGAAAGAGUUAAGGAGGAUUUGGAAAAAGUGAAUGAAAUCCUGAGAAGUGGAAGCUGUCCAAAAGAAGGGCCAGUUCUUCAAAGAUCCAUUUCUGAGAAAGAGCUGGUGGAAGAAGAAUGGGUCCUUGUAAGUGAUGAAGAAAUAGAAGAGGCUAAGCAGAAUGCUCCACUGGAAGUUACCGAGCCUGUUUGCACAGAAACCAGAAUAGGCAAAGGGAAAACGGAGAAAGAAAAGAAAGACAUGGCGGGAAUGAUUGAUCAUCUCAGCCAAGAUCUAAAAGAUUACAUGUCACUUAAUGAAAUGCAGCCUCAGACAUUACAAGAAGACAUAGUAGAAGAGAGAUUUGAAGCUGUGGUUGUAUGCAGGGGCUCUGAAAAAGGUGGGGGGAGCCAAGAGAAGAAGCAAGUCCAGCAAAAACCUACCUUGGAAAUUAAAAAACCAGUUAGAAAGAAAUUCAAAGAUAAACAAAAGCCAAAGGAUGAAGAAACCAAAGGAAAGAAAGAACAUUCAGGACUAACAAAGUUCAGCUCAGAUGAGUCUUUAGAUGAAGAGGUAGGGUUAGCCCCUGCAGAGCCUUCCAAGGCAACAGCUGUGUCUCCUGUUAUAGAAGAAACUCCUAUUGGCUCAAUCAAAGAUAAAGUGAAAGCCCUUCAGAAGAGAGUGGAAGAUGAGCAGAAAGGACGUUCAAAAUUGCCUGUUCGCACCCCAGGAAAAGAAGGGGCAACCGAGAAGUCUGUUGCAAAGCUAUCGCAGCCUAAAAAAAUUAUUUACAAAGCGAAACCCCCAUCUUCUCCCUCUGCCUCAAAGACCCCAGCUUCCCCCUCUGCCCCAAAAAUGCCAGCUUCCCCCUCUGCCUCAAAGACUGCAGCUUCCUCCUCUGCCUCAAAGAUUCCAGCUUCCACCUCUGCCUCAAAGACUGCAGCUUCCCCCUCUGCUUCAAAACUCUCCUCUCCCUCUACUAAGAAGCCAGUUGUUUCUCCCACAACUAAGAAGCCAGCUGUUUCUCCCACAUCUAAAAAGCCACCCAUUUCUCCCACAUCUAAAAAGCCACCUGUUUCACCCACAACCAAGAAGCCGCCUGUUUCACCUUCUUCUAAAACAGAGAGACUUGAAGAAACUAUGUCUGUUCGUGAACUGAUGAAAGCCUUCCAGUCAGGUCAAGAUCCAUCGAAGCAUAAGGCUGGACUUUUUGAGCAUAAGUCUAUGAAACAGAAACAGCAGGUCUCUGAGAAAGAGCCGGCUAAGAAAGGAGCUGCUCAGGCAGACACUGAAAAGAAGCAGGCAAUGACACAAAGAGACACACACAAAAGAGAUAGUCCAAAAGGUAAAAAGAGCCAGGAACCUCAGGCAGAGGCAGGCUUGCAAUCUAAGAAAGAGGCACAGGGUACUCUGAAGAAAGAUUUAGCCAUGCAGCAGACAAAGCAGCAGAGUAGCAAAACUGCAGAAAAAGAUUUUCCAGAAACUGAUGGUGAAAAUGCAAAGGGUGUGGCCCUGACAUUUGAUGACCAAGGGGAUACCGACCUUCAAAUCAGCCCAGACAGAAAGACGUCCACAGAUUUUUCUGAUGUCAUAAAGGAAGAGCUUGAGGAGAAUGAUAAAUACCAACAGUUCCGGCACAUUUCAAUUACCGAGGAAGAUCAACAGGAUGAUCAAGAAAGGAUAGAGGAAAGACUGGCACAUAUCGCUGAUCACCUUGGAUUCAGCUGGACAGAGCUAGCAAGAGAACUGGAUUUCACAGAGGAACAAAUUCAUCAGAUCCGAAUUGAGAAUCCUAAUUCACUGCAGGACCAGAGUCACGCACUGCUGAAAUAUUGGCUGGAACGUGAUGGGAAACAUGCUACUGAUUCAAGCCUUACUGAGUGUCUUACAAAAAUAAAUCGUAUGGAUAUUGUUCAUCUCAUGGAGAACACUAUGGAAACAUCCCGAGACCAUAAUCGCACCUAUGCAGAAAUUGAACAGACAAUAGGACUGGAUCAUAGUGAAGGUUUUUCUGCACUCCGUGAAGAUCUGUACAGCACAAGAGAUAAGAAGGAAGAAGAGCAUUCUUUUUCUAAAGACAGUGAGCCAUCAGAUCACCCUCCCCUUGUCUCUGAGGAAGACAUUUCUGUGAGUUACUCAUCCUUGCAUGACGGCACACCUAGAGGGGAGGCAGAACUAUCCAUUACAGAACUCCUACGACAAGCACACAAGGAGCGAGUGGAAGCUGAAUUCUCAGGGAAAUCUCAUGUGCUGCCAGAAGAUUCAUCUACUACACAAGAAUACUUUGUCACAACUUCUGGAGCAACACAGGCACCAAAAGGAGAAAAAGCAACAAGCAUUCCCAGUGAAAAGUCUGAGGGCUCUACUGCAGGCUCUGAGGAUCUUGAAAGGCCAUACCUUCAUACCCCAACAUCUAGUGAACGAACAGAUUCACCCAUUGUGCAAGAACCUGAAGACCACCAAGAAGAUCUUUAUCCAAGGAAAAAUAGUCUGGUGAUUGUGGAAUCAACUGAUGAACACCCAGAAGAGUCAGAAAGAUAUGAAGAAGAGUUACUGGAAAAGGAGCUAGCAGAGGAAUUAGGUGAGCUGGAGGCCAGCUCAGAUGAGGAAGAGAUGGUAACAACCAGGGUCGUUCGCCGCCGGGUGAUUAUUCAGUCUGAUGAUAUGCCCGAAAUGCCGCCAGAAGCUGUAACAGAGGAGCAGUACACAGAUGAACAUGGUCAUAUUGUGGUGAAGAAGGUCACUAGAAAAAUCAUCAGGCGAUUCACUUUACCAGAUGGCACAGAAAAGGAAGAAGUUGUGAUGCAAGGAGAACCUCAGGAGCCUGUUAAGGUGGAAGAGGGAGAUGGAUAUUCCAAAGUCAUAAAGCGAGUUGUGCUGAAGAGUGACAGCGAGCAAUCAGAGGUGACCUUUUCUGAGCCAAGUGUACUGAGUGCCUCAGAAUUUCAGUCUGAACCAGUGGAAGGCCGCAAGGUCAGCAAAGUUGUGAAGACUACGGUUGUACAUGGGGAGCGAAUGGAGAAGCACCAUGGAGAUGCUAGCUUAGCAACUGAUCUUCCCUCAGCCAAAGAUGACUUUGAAGAGGCCCUGAACUAUGCAGGUAACAAAAUGAAAAUUGAAGUCCCUCCUUUAGUAGAGAAUGAGGUCAUGAAAGAGGAUGGCUCAGUUAUUAAAAGGACAACCAUGAGUAAAGCCAGUACUCAGAAGAGGACUGUGGUUAAGGACCAGUAUGGAAACCGUAUUCAUGUGGAACUGCUGGAGGACACACCAGAAGCACUACCCCGGGAUGACCUUCAUCAUGACCUCCAGCAACUACUGAAACAUUUCUGCAAAGAUGAGUGGAAGAAAGAGGCCAAAUGAGAUGCUGCUAAAAUCUCACCCACAGACCAACACACAUAUCCAUUCAAUAUCCAGAAUUCACUUUCUUCUUUUGCUGUAGAUGACAUAACAUAAUCACUAGAGGACAAUAACAUUUCGACUUGGCAUAUAGUGUAGGGUUGUUUUUCUUUUCUUUUUUCUUUUCAAAUAUCUGUAAGCUAAUUUGUGACCAAAGAUAGCAUCCUUCAUUUGGGAUGGUUUGUCUACUAAAAGUCAUUGACUUUGUGCUAUACUGGAAACUUCUCAAGAUUGCCAUCUUUGUUGUUCCUUUGCUUCUGCAUCCGAUCCGUAAAAAACAUAGCUUCUUCCACAGGCCUCUUCAAAUCACAAUGUGCAUUUUUUUUAAAAAAGGAUGCUAACAUUAACCUGUAAAUAGCUAAAGUGCUUGGACUCACAAGACUGAAAGAAACACUGCCUUUCGGGACUACUUUUAGGAUUGAGAACUACACAGUCUGUUGAAACUGUUGAAGAGUGAUUAAUUACUCUUCUGUUGAAUAUACAACAUGGAUCUACUGAGAAGGAAGCAUGUCAGGCCUCCCAUGUUUAUAGGACUUCCAGUUUGUUGAUCUCCUUGACUUGAAAGUUUCUGAGAGUCAGGCCAAAACCUCAAACUCCAGCUGUUGCCAGCUGAAUGCAGCCACCCCUGCUUUAUGACUCCUGGGAAGCCACCUAAAGAUUUCCUGAAGAAAAAUAAAUACCCAGUUAGGUAUAACUUGCUAGCAGCUCUAUCUGUGGCACAUUUGCAUACUGUAUUCAAAUCUUUUAGACUGGAACAAGAGGCAAGGUGCAUUACAAAAAAAACAAAACAGCUCUAACUCCUGUAAUUUCCUGUUUUCAUCACUGCUUUAGCAAACCACGCUGUCUUAUUGGUGGUUAUUCCUGCUGGCCACUGCACUGUAGAUAACUUGAUAAGGGAAAAGAAACCCUUUCCCACUCUUAAGAAAGGUUACUCUAAAUUUAUCACAUUCUAUCAAGACUGUCUCUUAACCUGGUACAUGCAUGUGGCAUUGGGAAAUACAAACUCAACUCUCUUGUAACCAUGUCAACAGCUUAUCUCUCUCAGCACUGAGAGAGCGGAGCUUAACCUUCCAUUUGAGAUUGUUCUUCAGAGAUUUGCUUAUGGAGGGAUAUGAAUCCAUUGGGCAUUUGUUUUUUUGUCGUCGUUUUAUUUAUAUUCCUUAACCAACUUUCAGGAAUCAUCAUGUAAAUGUCUGCACUUUGAUUUUUCCAAGAAGGGCAUAUGCGACUCUGGAAUUAUUCUGUGGUCUGUACCUAAUUCUAAUAGUGGUCUGGAGCUCUGUUGCAUUUUAACAUAUAUAUGUAAUUAUAUAUAUUAUAUAUAUACAUAUAAAAUGAUAUACAUUUUGAAUCAGUUAUUUGAUAAAGACAAAGUAUAUUCAACAAGGAUGAGUCAAGUCCUCCAGGGUUGAUAUUUUUCAAAACCUAGCCAGAUUUUCCUUCUUGUAAAAAAAAAUAAUAAUAAUAAUUGACUCAGUGCUCAGAAUACCGAAAAUAAAUGUUACAAAUGGCACCUCCUCAUUUAACUAACCAUGUGGAGAGAAAGGAAACGUUUUAGGGGGUUUGGUCGCCUGCUAAGAAAGCUACCCAAAGUGCCAUUCUACCAUUUUUUUUUGGUUGGCAAGCACUUGUGACUGCCAAAAUGGAAGGAGACCCAUUUCAGGACACACGAUAGCUCAUUUCUCAUUGUCAAGAACAUCACUGGUUGACCUUCAAGACUGGGGCUCUAAAAGAAACGCAUUUCUGUUGUGUACUUUGCGGUGCAGAUGAUGUUCUGUGUAACAGCAUAAUGGCUAUUCUCCUUUAUCGGUUUUGAUUUUUUGCUGUGUUAUCAGAGAACUUGAAUACUGUGAGAAGAAGUGAUUUUAAGUUGACAAGUCAGCAUCUUGUUCCCAUGGUGAUAACACUAACUGAAUAUAUCUAUGAGGGCAUGUAUUAGUUAAAAAGAUUUUAAAAAAGACAAAACAAAGCAACAACACUAACAAUACAUAGCUGCAACGUGUACAAUGGCUGAUUUAAUUAAAUAAAAAUGUACAAGUGUUAAAUGUA
Messenger RNA from Lacerta agilis (Sand lizard), 11073 nucleotides. It is a transcript of the gene ANK2, whose product is annotated as ankyrin 2. NCBI's taxonomy places the organism in Eukaryota, Metazoa, Chordata, Lepidosauria, Squamata, Lacertidae. Gene Ontology annotation, cellular component: T-tubule. Bases 805 to 8988 code for a protein of 2727 amino acids. The transcript is spliced from 53 exons. Gene Ontology annotation, molecular function: protein binding. The record is from RefSeq and is a predicted model, not a curated record. Gene Ontology annotation, biological process: signal transduction; regulation of cardiac muscle contraction; protein localization to T-tubule.